CGGCGGGCAGCAUUUUACAUUUGGCAUCAAGCUAGAGUGCGAGGUUGCCAGUUUGCAACGGAACGCAACCACUGAUAAUUAUUAUCCGAAUUCUUUAAAGUGUGCGCUAUGGCUGAAGAGGAACUUGAAGAAAUAUUCAUCCUUUUCGACCGCACCGGAGAGGGAAAAAUUGAAAUCGCGCAGAUUAAAGAUGUCCUUCGCUCGGCCGGCUUGAAUCCACAAGGUGCUGACUUGGAAAAGCUGGAGGCCGACUACAAGGACAAGGAUUCCAUCCAGUUUGCAGAAUUCUGCGCCAUUUACAAAGAAAUGAAAGCUAAACCCCAGCCAGCCAAGGAAGACUUCCUGGAGUUCUUUAGCAUUUUUGAUCGUGAAAAAAGUGGUUUAAUUGAUUCAUUGCAGCUUCGAGCUUUCCUCUGCUUGAAGGGUGAUUCCAGACUGACAGAGGAUGAGAUGGAGGUACUCGUUAAGCCGCUCGAAGACACGAAGAAGGAGGUCGUUCCCUACAAAGAACUCAUCACUUUGGUUAUGGGCGACCCUUAAUCGGCCACUGCUUAGAAACAGACAUUGUGCAACUGCCAGUGGAUGUCAUUUAAUUUGAACUUCUGCGACUAGCUCAAUCGAAUUUCCCUGACAAAACCUUCGUUGGGGCAAUAUCCUGUAUACUGUUUCUGUCUCACUGUAAGUACUCAAAUUGUUUUUGUAUUCUGAUAGCAAUUUAUUUUAAACUUAGCUAGCGCACUCAAGAUCCUUUAUUUCAUUCGAUUUGAUUAUGAAGGAUGAAAACUAAAAUGUUAAAUUGAGACAUUGUGAUACUUUUAUGAUACAGAAGUUGAGGAUUCAGAAUGCCAAUAAAUUUCCUGUUGAUUGUU
Messenger RNA from Stylophora pistillata, 869 nucleotides. RefSeq names its product myosin-2 essential light chain. Gene Ontology annotation, molecular function: calcium ion binding. The record is from RefSeq and is a predicted model, not a curated record. NCBI's taxonomy places the organism in Eukaryota, Metazoa, Cnidaria, Anthozoa, Scleractinia, Pocilloporidae. Gene Ontology annotation, cellular component: myosin II complex.